Neolamprologus brichardi is the source of this 1745-nucleotide messenger RNA. NCBI's taxonomy places the organism in Eukaryota, Metazoa, Chordata, Actinopteri, Cichliformes, Cichlidae. The record is from RefSeq and is a predicted model, not a curated record.
UCUGACGUUUUUUAAAGCGACACCAACCGCUUCAGUGGCAGCAGCCUCGUUCUCGCCAGACGUCCGAGUGUUUAGCGUUAUUUCAGCUAAACUACAAAACCAACAUUAAAUCGCCACAGACGCCUACCGUCAGUUAGACAUGGCCAGUACAGAGGGAAGUAAACUCUGGGGAGGUCGAUUUGUUGGAGACACCGAUCCUAUUAUGGAGAAGUUCAAUGCCUCAAUCGCUUAUGACCAGAGGAUGUGGGAUGCAGACAUCCGUGGGAGCAAGGCUUAUGUUAAAGCUCUGGAGAGGGCAAAGCUUGUCAGCACGGACGAAAUGGAGCAAAUCUUACACGGGAUGGCUCAGAUUUCUGAUGAGUGGUCUAGAGGUGUUUUUGUCAUCAAACCCGGAGAUGAAGAUAUUCAUACUGCCAAUGAGCGCAGACUAAAGGAGCUGAUUGGUGCACCUGCAGGGAAGCUGCACACAGGCAGGAGCAGGAAUGACCAGGUGGUGACUGACAUGAGGUUGUGGCUGCGAAGCGCAAUCUCAACCCUUGCGGACAACGCGCUUCAGUUGAUAACUACCAUGGUGGAGCGGGCGGCAGCAGAAAUUGAAGUCCUUUUUCCUGGUUACACCCACAUGCAGAGGGCACAGCCAAUCAGAUGGAGCCACUGGAUUCUGAGCCACGCUGUUGCCCUCAGCAGAGAUGUGGAGCGGCUUCAGGAGCUCAAGAAAAGAGUUAACGUUUUACCUCUCGGCAGUGGCGCCAUCGCUGGGACUCCAUUCGACAUCGACAGAGAGCUCCUGCAGAGAGGUCAGGCCAAUUGGCUUUUUGUUACCAAUUUAUGUUUGAAUCAUUAUUUUCUCUGUGGUUGUGUCCAUUUAACACUGAUCUCUUUGCUAUGACCUACUCUAUUUUAUGCUGCAUUUUCAUUGCCCUUCAUGUAUAUUUGUGUGUCUGUGUGUAGCACCGGCAGCAGUCUGAUGCCCCAGAAAAAAAAUGCUGACAGUUUGGAGCUGAUCAGGAGUAAAGCAGGUCGUGCCUUUGGCAGGUGUGCAGGCUUCAUGAUGACGCUGAAGAGCCUACCGAGCACGUACAACAAGGACCUACAGGAGGAUAAGGAGGCCAUGUUUGACUGCUAUGAUAAUGUUCAGGCUGUGCUGCAGGUGACCACUGGAGUCAUGUCAACUCUGAAGAUCAAUCAGACUGUGAUGGAAGCUGCUCUCAGUCCUGACAUGCUGGCUACUGAUCUGGCCUACUACCUUGUGAGGAAGGGGGUCCCAUUCAGAGAGGCCCAUGGUCUCUCUGGCAAAGCUGUGUUUACAGCUGAAUCCAAAAACAUUGCCCUGAAUCAGCUCACUGUGGAAGAUCUCACUGCUAUAAGCCCUCUGUUUGGAAAUGACGUGUCGUCAGUGUGGGACUACAGGAGCAGUGUGGAGCAGUACAGCGCCCCUGGAGGCACAGCUAAGAGUAGCGUCGCUGCACAGGUGGAGCAUCUGAGGAACUGGCUGAAGAAACACGCACAGUGACCUCUCUGUGUCACUCGGUGUAACCUUUAGAAUCAGAUUUGCAGAGCGAGGUUGAAGUGAAAUCUUUAUACUUUGAGAACCACAUUGCCUCCCAAACAUUUAAUUCUUCUCUCUUUAAUAUGGAGUGCCUUUUCCAUCCUGUGCAAACAUGUGAUGUUUGUCAUUGAUUGUGUACAAACUGGAAACUGACCAGUUUUAAAUACCUGAAAAGAAAAUAAAUAGUGCCAUGACA